Molecule: messenger RNA, 693 nt
Organism: Cannabis sativa
Lineage: Eukaryota; Viridiplantae; Streptophyta; Magnoliopsida; Rosales; Cannabaceae
Exons: 2
Coding region: 1-693 (230 amino acids)
Source: RefSeq, a predicted model, not a curated record
AUGGUCAUUUUUAAGGCACCUUUGAAGUUUGCAGAUGAUUUGGUAAUUUACUACAAAGGAAAUGAAAACUCGAUUAGGCUUAUUCAUGAGGCUUUCAAAGUGUUUAGUGAUUCAACUGGGUUAUUGGCUAACAAAACUAAAUCUUUGAUGUAUUUUGGUGGGGUGAAGGACGCCUGCAAGGGUAGUAUUCUGAAUAUGUUACAAAUGAAAAAGGGUAGCUUUCCUCUUAAGUACCUGGGAGUCCACCUUAGACCAACGAAAUGGCAAUCUACUGAUUGUGGUACUAUCAUAGACAAGGUUCACAAGAAGCUUCAUAACUGGGCUAGCAGAAAUUUGUCUUUUGUAGGAAGGGCGCAAUUAAUUCACUCAGUGCUCUUGGGUAUAAGAAACUUUUGGAUGAGCCUAUCUAUUCUUCCCCAAAAAGUUACUGGAACCAUUGAUACAUAUUGUAGAGAUUUUCUUUGGGGAACCAUUGCCAAUCGAAGAAAAUUUUAUCUCCCGUCUUAUGAAAAAGGUUGCUUUGAUGGAGAAAUACAUUUGGGCUAUUUCGAGCAAGAAGGACAACCUUUGGGUGCUUUGGAUCAAUGUCAUUUACUUAAAGGGUCAAAGCUUCUGGUCGGUAGCUUUUAUGCAAGAUGCGAGUUGGUACUUGAAGAAGCUUUUGAGGCUUCAGGGGUUGGUGGAAAAACAUGA